AUGGCGAAUGUCAAUGAAGAUCAUUAUCGUCAACACCAUCACCAUCCAGUCGGUUAUGGCAGAGAAAAACUUAUAUUGACAUCAAAUUCUUCUUCGAUAGAUCCUAUCAACCCUUAUUCUUAUCCAAACUAUUAUGACCCAGAAUCGCUUCUUCCAUCCCUAUCUGCCCUUAACCUAUCAUCUUCAUCGUCAUUAUCUUCAUAUCCCCAACAACAACAGCAAUCGAUAUAUCCGACCAACUAUUAUGACAGCGUUUUUUCGGGACUUUCAGUCAAUGACGAAUAUUAUCGUCAGUUUUCUUAUCAGACUGUAGAACAGUCGUUGAAUUUCCCUUCUUUUGAUUUAAUGAUGGAUCAAAACGAUUUCAAUUCUGGGUUUAUUAAUGGGGGUCGUCAGUAUAUGUAUUCUUCUGGUGAUCAAUGGAAUCUUCAUCCUCGUGGGAAUCAACUUUAUCAGAACGAUUCAUCUUUCUUGUAUAACAAGAAUGAUCAACGUGGGUAUCCCCUGAAAACCCAUUUAUCAAAUGAGCCAAAUCGUAGGAUUCGAUGUGUGUAUGAUUUUAAUCAAUCGGAUAAUGGGUUUGGGUACAAUCCCUAUUCUGUAAAACAUGGUUCUUCCAAUUAUCAUCAUCGGCUGGGUCGUAAUAUGAAUUUUUCUUUAAGUGAUCUAAAAGGGGAGAUACUGACAUAUGCUAAAGAUCAAUAUCUAUGUAGACUAUUGCAAGAAAAGUUCGUUUCUCCUAGUCAAGAAGAUGUUGAGAUGAUUGUCUUUGAGGUUACUGGUUAUUUGGAAGAGUUAAUGACUAAUCAAUAUGGAAAUUACUUCUUUCAGAAACUAGUUGAUGUAUGCAAUGAAGAUCAAAAGACUAGAAUUAUUUGGUCUUUGUGCAGACACCCUUUUCAACUUGUUGUUAUUUGUCAGAAUGUACAUGGGUCUCGAUCUGUUCAAAAAUUGUUAGAACAUGUUAGAACUCCAGAUCAUAUUUCUUUGAUUAUAUCUGCUCUGACUCCAGGAACUGCUGAUUUAGCCACUGACACUCAGGGUCAUCAUGUUAUACAGUAUUGUUUAAGAAAUUUCACUAAUGAAGACAAUGAGCAACUUAUCAGGGCAAUGGCUGAAAAAUGCUUUCAAAUUGCAACCAGCAAAAGUGGAUGUGUGUUGUUACAUUUAUGUGUAGUUUCAUGUCAAGGUCAAUUUAAAGCUAUACUUCUGAGGGAGAUUAUUGCAAACUCUUUGCAUCUUGCUGAGGAUCCUUUUGGUAAUUAUGUGGUGCAACAUAUGCUGGAACUGAUGUUAUCAAAAGUAAAUGCUAGUAUCCUGAACCAGUUGAAAGGGAACUUCUUCGCUUUCUCUCGAAGCAAGUUUGCUAGCAAUGUUGUGCAGAAGUGUUUGACAUUAACUGAACCAGCACAAGCAGAACAGGUUAUCAUUGAGCUGAUUGAAAAUCCAAACAUAUCGGUGCUUCUGGUUGAUCCCUUUGGAAAUUUUGUAAUUCAGUCUGCAUUUGCAGCAUCUCAGGGUCGAGUGCGAACUAGACUUCUUGAUAUUAUCAUUCAAAAUGUUCCAAUUAUGCGAAGCAACUUAUAUGGGAAGAAAGUAAUUCAAAUGUUGGAAAGGAGGAGAAUUAGAAUUGUUUAA
Molecule: messenger RNA, 1638 nt
Organism: Impatiens glandulifera
Lineage: Eukaryota; Viridiplantae; Streptophyta; Magnoliopsida; Ericales; Balsaminaceae
Product: putative pumilio homolog 8, chloroplastic
Exons: 5
Coding region: 1-1638 (545 amino acids)
Biological process (GO): post-transcriptional regulation of gene expression
Cellular component (GO): cytoplasm
Molecular function (GO): mRNA binding
Source: RefSeq, a predicted model, not a curated record